AUGAUUGGAAGAGACUCUUUAGAUGCCCUCCUCUUCUGGUUGACAGAGUUUAUGUCUAAACCACCUGGAACGGAGAUGACUGUGGAGUUGUUGAGGGCUUCGUUUACGGAGAUUGUGGCUACUGUUUGUGCCCAAGUGGGAUUCGAAAAGGUCAACGUUGAGGCCGUUGACAUACUCGCCGAUAUAUUGCACAAAUACCUCAGCACCCUUUCAGAGUUUAUUGCGGCUCUGGGUGAGGAUAGCUACUUUGGUCUCCUCGAUGGGGUCACGACACUGGAAGUCCUCGAUCAGCCGCUGGAGUCCUUGCUUACAUUUGCCGAUGAAGUUGGC
Dibothriocephalus latus is the source of this 330-nucleotide messenger RNA. Lineage: Eukaryota; Metazoa; Platyhelminthes; Cestoda; Diphyllobothriidea; Diphyllobothriidae. The record is from the annotation of a GenBank genome assembly.